Molecule: messenger RNA, 1644 nt
Organism: Penicillium lagena
Lineage: Eukaryota; Fungi; Ascomycota; Eurotiomycetes; Eurotiales; Aspergillaceae
Product: MDR family MFS transporter
Exons: 4
Coding region: 1-1644 (547 amino acids)
Biological process (GO): transmembrane transport
Molecular function (GO): transmembrane transporter activity
Source: RefSeq, a predicted model, not a curated record
AUGAACUCAGACAUGUCAUUCAUCGACACCCCGCCAGACCGGCCGAGCAAACUGCGUAUUUUCGCCAUCAUGAUCGCUCUCUCUUUGUCCAUAUUCGUCGCAGCCCUGGAUCAGACCAUCAUGGCGACGGCAAUCCCCACUAUCGCAGCUAAGCUACACUCAGCUGCGGGUUACACUUGGAUUGGCGGUGCUUAUUUGCUGGCCAAUGCGGCUGGCGCGUGUAUCUGGGUGAAACUGUCCGAUAUUUGGGGCCGCAAGCCUAUUCUGCUUAUUGCUGUUGCUUGGUUCUUUGUUAGCUCGAUUAUCUGCGCUGUUGCGGUUAAUAUGCAGAUAUUGAUCGCUGGUCGGGCGUUGCAGGGUGUUGCAGGUGGCGGUAUCUUGCAGCUUAAUACUAUCGUUAUUUCUGAUCUGUUCAGUGUUAGACACCGAAGCUUGUAUCUUGGCUUGAUGGAGUUCAUGUGGGCUCUCGCUGGCGGCAUCGGCCCGCUACUUGGCGGUGCUUUCUCUCAGUACGUCUCUUGGAGAUGGACUUACUGGAUCAACUUGCCAGUGUCAGGUACUGCCUUCCUUCUUCUUUUGUUCCUGCUAGAUGUCCACAACCCCAAAACCAAGGUGCUGGAAGGCCUUCGGGCUAUCGAUUGGCUCGGCAGCUUGUCCGUCCUGGGCUUGACCCUGAUGCUGCUUCUCGGACUCGACUUUGGUGGAGAGACUUUCGCCUGGAGCUCACCGACAGUCAUCUGCCUGGUCAUCUUCGGAUCACUCUGCUCUCUGCUUUUCAUAUACAGCGAGAAGCAACUCGCAAAGUACCCGCUGAUGCCGCUAAACAUCUUUGCCCGUUUCUCCAAUAUUGCCACCCUCGCCGUGGCUUUCGCACAUGGCUUUGUCUUCAUUGCCGCAGAAUACUACAUCCCUUUGUACCUCCAGUCAGUCAAAGGCGCUUCGCCCAUGCGAUCAGGAGUCCUAAUUCUCCCCCUUUCCGUUGCUGAGGCACUCUCCGGCAUCGUCGCGGGAGUAAUCAUCCACAAAACAGGCCGCUACCUCGAGCUUAUCUGGAUUGGCAUGACUCUCAUGUGCAUCGGAACCGGCCUAUACAUUCACCUCGAUGUAUCCUCAUCCGUUGUUGAAAUCGUCUGCUAUCAAUUGCUGAGCGGUGUCGGUGCUGGCUUCCUCUUCCAAACGCCCAUCAUCGCCCUCCAAGCCAUAGUCUCCCAAGAAGAUACCGCCACGGCGACAGCUACACUUGGUUUCAUUCGGAAUAUUGCCAUUGCAUCGUCGGUUGUUGUUGGUGGUGUGGUGUUCCAAAAUAGCAUGACCGAGAUGAAGCCCAGUCUCUUGGCCGCAGGCAUGUCAGAUAGCCUUGCGGAGAAACUGACCGGUGAUUCCGCGGCUGCAAAUAUUGAGUAUAUCAAAGAUAUCAAGGAUAUUCCGCAGUUGCUUGCUGUUAAGCAUGCAUUUGCCUGGAGUAUGCGAAAUAUGUGGAUUCUUUAUACUUGCGUUGCGGGUGUGGGGAUUUUCUGUUCUGUCUUCAUCCUGAAGAUGCAGUUGAAUGAGGAGCAUGUUGAGACUGUUACUGGACUGAAGAAAGUCAAGGCACCUGGGGCUGAUGAGCUGCAUGCUGUGCAGAACCAUCCUGCCACUGUGUAG